Bursaphelenchus xylophilus (pine wood nematode) is the source of this 2219-nucleotide messenger RNA. The record is from the annotation of a GenBank genome assembly. NCBI's taxonomy places the organism in Eukaryota, Metazoa, Nematoda, Chromadorea, Rhabditida, Aphelenchoididae.
AUGUCAUUUGAAGACAUAAUUGGGUUGAAAUUGUCAUGCUCGUAAGUUCAAAUUCGUUGUAAUAAUGUGUUGAUUCAAGCGAUUUACCCGUUGUAUGCACUUCGGGGAGUCAAAUAAGAAUUUUCGCAAUGAUCGACGGAGAAAAUCAACGCUUCACACAGGUGAACCCAUCAGAUGACGUCGUUUUCUUUGAGUUUCUUUUCUUUUUCCUUUCGCUUUUUUGUGUUGGUUCCUUUGCUUUCCCUCCAUUUAUUGGGCCUUCCUAUCCCAAACACAAAUCAAAAUGUUUUCAGAUAGGACAAACCGAAUUACUCACCUCUAGAAAUCCCAGUUUCAAGGACAUUGUCCCCGUUGUUUUUGUUCUCGAGCAGAAUCAAGUUCUCAAAUUUUCGCUGUAAGUUGUUUUUUGAUUAGUCAUUCUUUCCCUCUUUAGGUUUUUGGGUGAGAAAGAAAUUGGAUCAGUGGAGACUGGGCUUAAAGAACUCGUUAUGAAUUCACCGCAGUUAUAUCUUCCGAUGAAUAGCACUGGGGAUCAAUGGGACCCUGAUGACAGUCCAUUACUGGGGAUUGAAGUAGAGGAAUCGGAACAAGCUUUAAAUGGGACGAAGAUUCAACUAAAGGCUUGUCAUCUACAAGCGGAUGAAGUUAUAAAUGCUGCACCUUACUUUACCCUCUCUAGGAUACACAGUUCCAUUGAAGAAUUUCCGGCAAGUGUCUUAACGUUGAAUGAAUCGCCUUUUUAGACGUUAUUAUACAGAAGUGAGGCAAUGAAUAACACAACCAACCCAAAAUGGACUGAAUUUGUGGUGCCGACUAAAGCCCUGACAAGUCUAACACCUUCCGUUCUGGAGAUUGCUGUGUAUCAUUUUAUAAACAACAAAUCCGAGGAUUAUUUGAUUGGAAAGUUUACCAUUACAUUUUUCCAACUUCUAAACGGAUCUCUUGGAAACAAAUUCAUGGCAGGUUUGUUUUUAGUACUAAUAGUAGUUUAGUUACAUUCCCAGAACGGAAAGAAGCGAGAAAAUGUAUAUGUGGAAGUAGUUAAAUUUGAAAGCGUUCCAAAAAUCACCACAUUUGUUGGAGCCAUCAGAGCGGGGUGAGUAUCUUUGGGGCUUCGGUAGUUCAGCCCCCCACGAAAGGUAGUUCAAACCCCCCAUUGUUUUGCCCGUUUCACACCCCACAUAAUGAACAAAUUAGAAUAAUACAAAAAAUGUAAGUGGGGGUUUGAUCUACUACGUUGGGGGUUUGAUCUAAAACGUAGGGGGCUUGACCUAAAACGUAGGGGGGUUUAUCUAAAACGGGGCUUGAUCUAAAACGUAGGUGGCUUGUGCUGGACCAUACAACUUGGAUUAAUUCUUUGAAAUAAAUUUUGGGGUUCAGAAUGGACGAGGGGGGUUGUACUGGGUCAUGGGGGGCUAAACUGGACUGGGGGGCUGUACUACCUUAGCCCCGUAUCUUUUAGAAUAUUAUUCAGUUUUAGUCUUAAACUUCACUUCACAGUCGCGAUUGAUUUUACUGCGAAUAACGGUGGUCAGAACGAGCCAGAUUCCCUCCAUUUCGUCCAUCCUCACUAUCAAAACUUCUACAGCCAGGCGCUUUAUGAGAUGUCCACUAAGAUUUGUCAGAUCGAUAAGUAUGUUAUAUUCAGUGGUAGUUAAUCAUUCAGGUUACAACGACUAUCCUUACUAGGAUUUGGAGCUAAAAUACCUCCUCGAUUCGAAUUCAGUCCUUUGUUUUCUUUGACCGGUGAUCUGAACAACUCCAUUGUGAGGGGAACUGACAAUAUCAUGAACGCCUAUCGACGGACUGUUAUGUCAGUUCAGCCGUAUGCACCGACAAAUUAUGUGGCCCCGAUUCAUCAUAUCAUCAAAAUGGCCAAAGUGGCGAAAAAAACAGGUACCAAACUGUAUUUUGUGGUUAUUAUUCUGACGAACGGAGCAAUCAAGAACUCGAAGGAGUCUAUGGAUAUGAUUGUCAGCUCUUCCCAUCUACCUAUUUCGAUCGUUUUUGUGGCUAUUGGAAAUGAGAAACACCCUAUCGGAGCCGGAGAUCACACUCGAAUAACCAGUUUCAUCGAUCCGACGGCCAAGUCUUCAGAAAAUGUCCCGUUAAAACGACAAAACGUAAUAUACCACGAGUUUAAAACAGGGAAACCGUUUGCUGGAAAAUGUUUGAAAGAAGUAAAUCUGCAAGGAACUCAAUGGCUCCAGUCCAACUAA